AUGACCAUCUCAGCCAAGCACAACAAUCAAAUUCCUCUUCGUUCGGUCCGACCCAUCUAUUCUUCCUCGGUACCAUCAUCAUCAUUGAUAACAAAUCCAAGUACUAGUCAUACGAGUAGUAGUAGUAGUAACACCACCAACACUCCUCUCAUCAAUAUUGAAACCGGUAAACGAAAAGAUGGACGUACCUGUGAUAAAUUCAGAAAUGUUUUUCUUCAAGUCGGAGUGAUUAAACAAGCUCGUGGAAGUGCCUAUUUAGAAUUUCAUCAAGGAACUAAAAUUAUUUGUGCAGUCUAUGGACCUCGACAAGUUUCUGCAAAAAAUGUGGAAUUUAGUGAUACUGGAAGAUUACAAUGUGAAUAUCGAGUAGCACAAUUUGCAUCACUGCAUCACAAUUCUCGGAGUAGUGCAAGUUCUGCCAUGAGUGCCACCAAAUCACAUCAAGCAACAUCGGAAGAAAUUGAAUUUGGAAUUCACAUGAGAGAAGCUCUUGAAUCAUCCCUUCGAUUAGACAAGUAUCCAAAAAGUGUCAUUGAUGUUUAUUGUUUUGUUUUAGAAGAUGAUGGAAGUGCAUUGAGUGGAGCCAUAAGUUGUGCCUCACUUGCACUUGCAAAUGCAGGAAUUGAAAUGGUGGACAUGGUGAGUGCAUGUACAACAAGUGAAUUGGAAGGUCAAAUUGUUGUGGAUCCAACAAGUCAUGAAUAUAAAUAUGCAAGUGGUGGAAUGGUGUGUGGAUUUAUGAGCAAUUUGAAUGAAGUCACACAAUUAACACAAGUAGGAGAUAUGUCUUUUCAGAAAGUGAGUGAAGCUAUGGAUUUGUGUAUUGAUGGAUGCACGAAAUUGUAUCAAUUAAUGCAACAAUGUUUAAUUGAGAGUAUGAUGAAUACGCGAACAACAAUAACAACGAGAGAAUAA
Naegleria fowleri is the source of this 915-nucleotide messenger RNA. RefSeq lists its product as uncharacterized. The transcript has a single exon. The record is from RefSeq and is a predicted model, not a curated record. Gene Ontology annotation, cellular component: nucleolus; cytoplasmic exosome (RNase complex); nuclear exosome (RNase complex). Bases 1 to 915 code for a protein of 304 amino acids. Gene Ontology annotation, biological process: nuclear mRNA surveillance; rRNA catabolic process; U4 snRNA 3'-end processing. NCBI's taxonomy places the organism in Eukaryota, Heterolobosea, Eutetramitea, Acrasida, Naegleriidae.